GCCCUUCUCCAGGAAACUCGAACCAGCCAAUCACAGCGCACGCCUUGUGACAGUUUUCCGGAAGCCAGCACCUCAACCGCGUUACUAAACGACCUUCACUUCGAAUUAGACCUCCUGGUGUUUGAACGAGUCCUGCCGUUAUGAGCCCCACGGAGCAAGACUCUUCGGCUCCACCCAGCGUCGCCGACGUGGUGACUGCUGCUCAGCAUCAGCAACAGCCUCAACAAUCACAACAACCUCAACAACCGUCACCGGCGCAUGCCGGGUCUUCUGUCUUCGACACGACGCGCGGAGCCGGACCCGGCUCCGUUACCGGCGGUCGACCGCGAGUAGAAUCCUCCGAACACUUUGGUUUCCUGCACCACAACACGGACGAGGAUAUUUACGUGUUCGAGGAGCCACCCGAGGUUAAAGUGCUCGGUGGUCGCUUUGAGGAAUCCUGGCCCACGCGCUACGUCGAGUAUGACGUCGAGUUAAAGUAUAAGAACUUCAAGUGGAAGGUGGAGAUCCCCAAGUCCUCCAUCUCAAGUCUCUGGUUCUACAUCAAAAGCCGUCCGCACCUUCGUCACGCUCCGUCGUCAGUGGAAGUGCGCACUGAGCAUGGACUUGGAGAGUCGGGCGUCCCGGAUCACACGCCUGCAGCCAAUGAGUCUCGGUGGCCGCAGCUACGUAAACUCUUCUUAACGUCUGCGGACAAGUCCGUUGGCCCCGAGAUGGUCGCACUCGUGCAGCAAUUACUGGAAACGGUAGUGAAAGUGCCACGGUUGCUACGGUCUCCAUACGUGGCUGCACUAUUCCAAGUCAGCAACUCGACGUUUGACGACGAAAUGGGCCGAACUUCUGUCCGUGAAGGCUGGUUAAAGACACGCUUCUGGCUGAAAGGUAACCGCGAGAAUGUCCGUAUCAACCGCGCGUCGGUCUCUUGGGACAACGAGUGCUUCAACUGCAUGUGCGUGGUGAAGCGUGUCAACUUCCGUGCCAAACGUUUGCGUUGGGUGUCGCUCAAGACGUCGAGUAUUGCAAUUUUUGACUCCAUCGAGGACACGAUCGCUCGCAAGGCAUUCCUUUUCGACAGUAAAUUCAACAUCGAACGCGGUCUCGAAACUACAGGCUCCAGUACGACACUUCUAGUCUCGAACGCUACGUAUGUUCUUCAGAUGGAAGCAAAGUCCAAGCAGGCUUUGACAAAGUGGGCCAAUGAUAUCCGUCGAGUAGCAGAGGCUUCGAACUGGUCGCAGGCUCAUCGUGAUGGAUCAUUUGCGAUUCCUCGCAAUCCCGUACACAUGACCUCGUUCGCGCAAUGGUACGUGGAUGGCAGCGAUGCGUACGCAGCUAUUUAUCGCGCUAUCCAGUCGGCUACGAAGGAGAUUUUCAUUGCCGGGUGGUGGGUUUGUCCGACUAUCCAUCUCCUGCGUCCUGCGAAACUUUAUCCCGAGUCGAGACUUGAUCUUGCGCUGCAGAAGAAGGCAGAAGAGGGGGUACAAGUCUACGUCCUCAUGUACAAGGAAGUGUCUGUGGCGCUGACACUGAACAGCAUGUUCUCGAAGCAGGUGCUGAGCAAGUUACACAAGAAUGUUCACGUGUUGCGUGACCCCGACUUUUUGAUGAAGCAACUUGGGUUGUGGUCGCAUCACGAGAAGAUUGUGAGUGUUGAUCAGCGCGUUAGUUUCGUUGGUGGGCUGGAUCUCUGCUUUGGACGCUGGGAUACUCACGGACACGAGCUAUUCGAUGAGCCUGGCAAGCCAACAAACUUCGUGGGCAAGGAUUUCUCCAAUCCACGCGUGAAGGACUUCGUUGAAGUCGACCAUCCUGAUGAUGACAUGAUUGACCGCAAUGAAGUGCCACGUAUGCCAUGGCACGACUGCCACUGUCGCCUUGAGGGUCAACCAGCUCGCGAUGUAGCGCGUCACUUCAUACAACGUUGGAAUUACUCGGUGUCUACACGCAAGAAAUCACGCAAGCUGCACCACCUUGUGCCCAUGAAAGAUUAUCCAGUAACAAUCACCAACAAGCAUGGACCGAAGAAGUUGACUGAGCGGCUUCAGAAGGCUGUACAUGCUGUACGCGCUAUGCGUGGCAUAUCGAGAGGCCGCACAAACACUGACAACCGUGGAUUUAACAGUGAUCGACGGAUGGCGCGGAUGUUGAGCGGUCAAAAUGAAUCGGGGAAUGUGCCUAUUCUGCAAGACGAUCACGAAGACGUGAUGUUGGAUCUGCCUGUUGGAGAGGAUGAGAAUGACGAAGAGUUCGAGAAACACAAACAAGAAGUGGCUGCUCGAGGAUACCGUGUCAACACGCAGAUCCUACGCAGCUUGUCGCUGUGGUCAGGAGGUGUGACCACAGAACGCAGUAUCCAGAAUGCUUACAUCCGUCUCAUUGGAUCGGCACAACACUUUGUCUACAUUGAGAACCAGUUCUUUGUGUCUGGACUGGAAGGAGAUCACGGGGUCUCGAACCGUAUCGCUAAUGCACUGGUGGAAAGAAUUCGUCGCGCGUCGGAUAAUAACGAGAAGUUCCGCGUUAUUGUGCUGAUGCCGCUGCUGCCAGCAUUCCCCGGAAAGCCUGAUGACAAGGACGCCAGUAGUUUGCGAGGUGUGAUGCACUGGCAAUACCGUACAAUCUGUCGCGGCGAGCAUUCGAUCUACCAGCGUUUGUACCAGGAACUAGAGGAUGAUGAUCCGUUCAAGUACAUCGCCUUCUACGGUCUACGCAACCACAGUGUCCGUGAAGAUGCUCAAGCUCGGACUGAGGAGGUGUACAUCCACAGCAAGGUUAUGAUUGUGGACGACCGAAUUUGUAUCAUCGGUUCUGCUAAUAUCAACGAACGCAGUAUGUGCGGAGAUCGGGACUCGGAGAUCGCUGUGCUGGUGGAAGACCACGAAAUGGAAGAGGAGAUUGCCAUCGCUGACGGCACGUACAAUGUGGGCAAGUUCGCGCACUCGUUCCGUAUGAAGCUGUUCGAGGAGCAUUUCGGUGUGCAGCCUGGUACGCCGAAGUAUCAGAAGUACCAAGACCCGGUGAGCAAGGACGCCUGGUUCUCCAUGCAGGAACAGGCCAUGACAAACCACCAGAUCUACGACUCGGUGUUCGGCUGUCUGCCAUCCGACAGCGUGACGACCUUCGCGCAGAUCGACUCGCAUAUUCAGUCGGCUCAAGGUCUCGAUACGUCCGGCCGUGGUGCAGAUGAAGCAGUGGCUGCGGCAUUGGCUACCGACGCGACGGAUGCGACGAGUAAUGACGGGGAGGGACGACGAAUGUCCUCGAUGAGCGACCGAGUUAUGUCGCCUCAGAACAGUUCGAGAGGAACCAGCACGCGAGGGCGUAAGUCGGUGUUCAGUGGAGCCAUGAACGUCAACAUGAAGGAGAGCUCGCACAUCGCCCAGCAGAAGCACGAGCUGAGCAACGUGCAGGGCCACAUUGUGUACUUCCCUCUCAAGUUCCUGGUGGACGAGCAACUGGAGCCAAAGUUGUUCCCAGCCGAUCUUUUCCAGUAAUGAGGAUAAGUUUCAGUUUUACUUUUGUUUUUCACUCCGAGUGUGCUAUGGAACAAACGAUUAAAGAUAUGUUGUAUCGCUGGUUCCAUUUCCAACCAUCCAACCAAGAUUUCGGUCUACUGCCAAGAGAGCUGUCAACCUGACAGCGCUCGUCAUCCUGAACACCUCCACGGCACGAUGGAUUCUCGUGAGCAAAAUUUUGAUCUAUCCUUUGAUAUUACAUAGCCUGUCCGUAGCACAUCACAUUUAAACCCUGUAAUUUUUUCAC
Molecule: messenger RNA, 3762 nt
Organism: Phytophthora nicotianae INRA-310
Lineage: Eukaryota; Oomycota; Peronosporomycetes; Peronosporales; Peronosporaceae
Exons: 2
Coding region: 141-3494 (1117 amino acids)
Biological process (GO): intracellular signal transduction; phosphatidic acid biosynthetic process; phospholipid catabolic process
Cellular component (GO): plasma membrane
Molecular function (GO): D-type glycerophospholipase activity
Source: RefSeq, a predicted model, not a curated record